AUGAAUUUACUGUCACACCACACACGCGAUCACCCACUACUGUCUCUCUUCGUAUUCUUCGUCGCCUGGAAGUCAUUGAUUGUCCUCGUCACACUGUUCAGCCCGGGCGUCGGAUAUGACACCUCUACCAGCUUGCUCUCCUGGGGAGAAGACGCGCACCGUGUCGUGUCAAACACCCCAGACGCGAUGCAGAAUCGUUGGAUGAAAUUUGUCAGAUGGGAUGCCGUGUACUUCACACACUUGGCGGAGAAAGGGCAUGUGUAUGAGCAAGAAUGGGCGUUCGGGAUCGGCCUGUCAACCGCUAUAUCCUGGCUUGCACAGCUUGAUCUCUUUCCAGAUCUUUCAGAAUGGGGGAUAUCCACCAAGACUCCCUUGACUUUGGUAGCUGGCGCACUUCUCUCACAUGCAGCCCACUGGCUGUCUGUUGUUCAACUCUGGGCUCUCACCACAAAUCUCCUCGGCACGGACAAGAACUCGCACUCCGCGCUGCCAUUUUACGCUGCAGCACUCCACGUCUUCUCACCAGCGGGGAUAUUUCUCUCUGCUCCAUACUGCGAGAGCGCAUUUGCCUUUCUUUCAAUGUCUGGUUUUCUCGGCUUCGUAAACGCAGUCCAUCACUUUCAUCAGGCCCGGGCCUUCGCGGGCUGUACGACGAUGAUCAGCGCUGCUCUGUCUUUCAGCAUCGCAACUCUGAUCAGGAGCAACGGUAUAUUGGCUGGAAUACCGUAUCUUGUCGAUGCCGUUACGACUUCACUCGCCAUUCUGUUUCAAGGUCUCUCGUUGACUCGCCUCUGCCGGCUCAUGUCGGUCGUGGCGGGCGGAAUAUUGGUGGGAGUGGGAUUACUACACCCACAAGUUCUUGCGUAUAAAGAAUACUGUGUAGGCCGAAGUCCUGCGGAGAGGAGAUCAUGGUGUGAAGCUACCAUUCCCUCAAUCUUCUCCUUUGUCCAGUCUCACUAUUGGAAUGUAGGGCCAUUUCGCUACUGGACGGUGUCUAAUAUACCCCUGUUUCUUCUCGCUGCACCAACACUCUGGCUCUUGAUAUACUCGGCCAUGGAUGUUCUCCGAAAUCCUCAAACUAUCCUGGCAAGUUCGACAACCACCUCUUCUGCAUCUGUGACCACCCAUGGGAGAUUGGUGGCGAUGAGUUUGGCCCUUCCGCAACUCGUGCUCGCCGUCCUCGCUUUAACGAGCUAUCACGUACAGAUUAUCACGAGGCUGUGUUCCGGAUAUCCGCUGUGGUAUAUUUGGCUGGCGACGAAAGCUCAGAACCACGCACAAUGCACAUCAAGUGUCAUUCGAUGGAUGGUGAUCUACGCUCUGGUCCAGGCUGGACUGUAUGCUUUAUCACCAUUGUCAUCUCAAGAGGAAUUCAAAACGCGACAACGAAGUCAACUCCACCAAAGGAAAGCAUCUCCUUAUGGUGUGAUGGGCUUAACAAACACCGCCUUGACAUCCUUCAUCCAGCCACUCCAAAUCAUGGAAAAUCAUAAACAGCACAUGGAAGAGGUGAUGAACGGCAGUCAUGGCAAGCCUGGUCUGGAAAUCUCACGAGCCACCUCGCCCGCUGGCACGAUCGCCAUGGACAACGGCCAAACGACGGACGCUGAAAAUCAGGUCAAGCGCAACAGACCUCGAACAUACCCAUACUUCACCACUCUGCCGUACCCCGUGGAAGAUGAAGCACAGAGACAGAAGAACUUGGCCGAGAUCCUGAAGCAUCUCUACAUUGCCAUACAAGCCAGUGAUUUCACUCCGGGUGCGGUGCAUUGGACCAGGGAACUGCGCAGUUGGCUCUCAUUGAAAUUCGACCCGACCAAGGAGCAACGCGUGAAGCUGGUGAAAUUGUACUAUGAACUCUCUCUCGCUCCUGGAAUUGACCCAGGGGUGGGCGAGCGUUUUGCUAGCAUGUUUAUGCUUCUCACCAAGCGAAAGCAUUACUUGCGACCUCUCAAGGACCUGACACUUGACUGGCGACCUCUUUUCCGAGAACUGAAAGUUUUUGUCCUGCCAAGCGAAUCCGGGCUCAUGCAGACGACCAAUCUCAAGAGAAACAUCAAGACAUUGACCAAGAUCACUUCUUUCGCACAAUUAUACUUCGACCCAGAAGAUGUCCCAGCCAUGCUGGAGGAAUUGCUACCCCAUUUCACAAUGUCUUCGGCCGAAGGAGCCUUUGUGGUGAUUGGAUUGCUCAAUAUGCUUCUGCCCACGGCACCUCCACCACCGAAUCGAUCCGACCUGGCGCCUCAGCAAUUCCUGCCGACAUUCUUCCAUUUGUGGUCUUUGGUCAAUCGCUCUCGGACAGCGGAUGUGGCUUUUCUUGAUCUCUUUUCUCGCGUUGCUCGAGACUUACUCCCUUGUGGACAUGUGGACUUUUCCGAGUUUGGUAUCUUCACCUCUGAACAGUCUACUCUGAUCACGACCGCGGUGUUGAGGUUACUGGAAAUCCCCGUCGGUCAGUCGACCUCGCCGUACAGCGCCCUUGUCGACUUGUCGGCCGGGAUGGGGAUCUUGUUGGAUCGUGAUUCGAGAAAACACCCGGUGUCACACCACAUCGCCCGCUGGUUCGUCAUGUCCAUGUCGCCGGCCUGUCUGAAGAAAAAGACAUCGGUGUUAUCCCUCCUCGAGACCUUGAUCCAGGCCAUUGAGACAUUCUUCCAUCCCUCCAACUCUGGCUCCUGGACCCGGACUUUGGCGCAAUUGGUGUUUUAUCUCGCGGAUUUCUUCGUCAUGCGGUGGAACAGAGAACAUAACGGCGAGAUGGACGUGCCCGAGGACCGAAGGCUCGAUGAGGCACUCCGGAAACGCUUUGUUCUAUGCCUACGCGAAGUUAUCUUCAUGGGCAUCUACGCCAAGAGCGGGACGGCCAUGAGCUAUUCAUUGUCGACUCUGCAGGCCCUGGCGUUCUUGGAACCAGACUUGAUCUUACCUGGGGCAUUACAACGCAUCUAUCCGUCCAUGCAAGGACUGGUCGAAGUUCAUCGCACCAUUUCGUCGUUGCGAUCUCUCCAGGCUCUAGCGAGAACGAUGGUCAGAACAAAAGGGUACCGUUGCCACAUCACGGCCCUCCUCGGUCUCGCUCUUCCCGGAAUCGACGCCAAUGAUCUCGAAAAGACACUCUACACCCUGUCGUUCUUCGCCAAUGUCUGCUACAAUAUUCCGUUCCAGGAUCUGUCCCAAGGCCGAGAAGACAUUCAAGGAAAUGUGUUGGCCAUGGAAUGGAUCACCGGCGAGAUGGAGCGCAUGGAACAAGAAGGUGUCGGCGUGGAACUCGACUAUGCAUCUUUGAACGAGAAAGACGAGGAAAUGAUUCUCGCUUCGUCUACCGCUGGUUUCGGCGAAUUCGUCACCUCCUUCCUGGGUCGUGUUUUCACCCUUCUGGAGAACCUGCCCGACGCGGCACGGAUCCGAAGCGGAUCUCCGGAGGAGAACAUUGUCAACACUCUACCCGCCGCAUUUAUGCCGUUGUUGGCCUCUCUCUCGCCCGAACUGUUCGAUUUGGCCCUGAACAAAAUUGUGGAUUUUGUCGCCAAUCACGUCAUACAUCAGUCACGAGAUGCGAUGGCGUUUAUCUGCAACUGCCUGUGCAAGGUUGACCCGGAGAAGGCCCUGGCCAAAUUCGUGCCCGUAUUGAUCGGUGCCAUCCGCACCGAAAUUGACGAGAACGGUGCCGGCUCGACGAGAAAUGCUGCCUCGGACGUCCUUCCGCGAGACAGGGGCCUGGUGUGGAAUAUCAGCAUGCUCAGCAUGUGCGUGGUCCACGUGGGCUCUGCGGUGCUGAAAUACAAGCAAGAGUUGUUCGACAUCGCGGUCUACAUGCAGCAGAAGUGCAAAGGUAUGCCUACCGUGCACGUCUCGAACUACGUGCAUCACCUCCUUCUGAACCUCACUGUCACGUACACGGCAGAUUACGCGCUCUACGAGCCAGAGAAGCUCGAGAAUGGUGUCUCCGCAGAACUAUGGGGGAUGGCCGAGCCGCCGGCGACUAUCAGGCCGAAGUGGCAUGUGCCUUGCAAAGAAGAAAUUGAUUUCGCCGUGGAACUGUUCCAAAAUCAAGCAGAGGGUGCCCUGCAACACCUCCAACGUCUGAUCAAUGGUACCUCGAGCAUUAAACGGGAUGGAAGCGGCAAGGAAUGGUCAGAUGAAGUCUCGAGAAACCUGGUCCUGUUACGCCUCUUGCUUGCUGGAGUGUCUGUCCUCUUUGAUUCCAACGGGGUCAACGAGGGGUUGACGACGACUGCGGCCGGCCUCGAUGCGGACGUCUCCAUGUCUCAGGCCAAUGGCCACGCUCCCGAAGAGGGUAGUGACGCCGUUGACACGGAUGCAUCUCUUGACGGCACAGACGAGACGUCCAUUAAGCCGUCGUUCCAGUAUCCUUGUGGUCAGCUCCUCCACCCGGGUGAUGAGAAUUACCGACGUCUUCAUCAACUUCGACAAGACGUCGGUCGUGUUCUUCAUGAUGUUCACGAUUUCCUCACUCGAGAAGGGGAAGACGACGUUUCUUCUUUCGCUCCACUCUACACGGCCUAUCGAUCAUGGUUCGUGGACGUCGGCAUUGAACGGUCGGCCCAUGUUUUGGACAGAGUGACACGCCUGUUGCACGCGGACGAGCAGCCGUACAAGGUGAGCGGGGUGAGAAAAGAUUAUCCUCGCUCCAUCCUCGUUCGCCGGGCCAAUGUCUAUCACACCCAGAGACUUCGACACAAUGCCGCCCCCCGGCCGCGAUCCGAACUGGAUGAGCGGCUCCUCUUGGAUCUCGCCGAGUCAGCUGUUUCUUUGUACACCGAAGUUCGACGCAAUGCUCAAAGUGCGGGGGAGUCGGCGCUCAAGGUGGUGUUUGGAGCCCGCCUCUUUGUCAUCCCACCCCUUUUGGCGGCGUUUCAAAAGGCAGUGGAACGAAAUGACUUUCCUCGAAUCAAGGGUGGUCUCUUCGCGCUCUUAUUUGGUAGUCUCGCCAAGACCGUCGGCAGGCAUUGGAAGUACACUCCGGCUGUGAUCAAGACUUUCAUCGAGGCCAGUACGGCCGACAAACCGUCCAUCCAGAAACUUUGCAGUGGCGGGCUGUUUCAAGUCAUGGACUACGGUCGGCCGGGAGACCGAAUGGCGAUCAUCGAUCGGGCCGUGGUCGACCCGUUCCACCCCGACGACGACGUCGAGGAUAAGAUCUCCAAGAAAAAGGCAUUCAUCCUGAGUAAGCGAGCCAACAUCGAAAAGAAGAAGGCCGAGUUGGCCGAAGAGCUCAUCGAGCUGGGCCGAGUCUCACAUUGGAAGAAGGCGACUCGGGUUGCGACCAUUGUCAUGUCCCUCGGUAUGCGUUUUGACCAUAUCGCUUCGGACAACAUGAUCGACUUGAUCACGCGUGGCACGGUCGACCCUCAUCCUGGCUUGCGAGGGCUUUAUUCACAAGGAUUGGUGGCACUCUUCACCAUGACAGAUGUACGAGCGGUCUGCAAUCAUGACUAUGCCAAUUACAUUCAAGCUCUCCAGGAUUUCCCGGCCAAGGUGGAGGUUGAGACGCACGCUGAUGACCCAUCCUGGACCGACACCUAUCUGAAAGCCUUUUCUCAGCCUGAAGCCGACGUUUACAUCGACCAUGACUAUCCCGGCUGGCUGGUGUGGUCGAAAAACAUCCCGGGUUAUAAAGCCAAUGUCCAGAGUGACAUCAAAUACGACGAGGUGGAGUGGAAGAAACGAGCCGCCAUCGGCAAACUCCUGGAUCGAGAAUGGUUCGUCACGUUCUUUAAGUACCUCAAACAGGAACCUCGAGAUCAGUCGGCCGAUAAGUUCCGCAUGGCGAGUGCGGCGAUGCUCACAUACGCAUUCGAACUCGUCAUUCGUGACGGUCUUGCCGUCGCCACGUUUGACGACAUCAAAGAAGAAACGCUCAGUGUCUUUGAAGACGGGAGCGACAAGCACCAACAUCGUGCCACGGCGGAGAUUCUCGCCGGUUUGGUGACGUCGGUCACGGAUAAUUCGAUCGAACGGCGGACGAUGGUGUGGGAGUUCGCUUUUCCCAUCGUCCAACGUGUCUUCUCCGAUGGAUUGACGCCGGAGAAUUCGGGAUAUUGGACAACCUUCCUCCACAUGAUCCUCCAAGCCAGAGAUCCACGCCGAGCCUGGCCUCUGGUGGAGUGGCUGACCAACUUCCGCUUGGAUAUGGAAUCCAAUGCGGCUUUCAAAGAGAGCUCGAAAAUCCAUCUGCUCCACCAAGUCAUCAUGGACGCGGGCUGGCAUUUCCAGCUCGACAAGCCCAUCACCGAGGACUUUUUGAGCCACAUCGAUCAUCCGUACAAAGGCGUUCGUGAGGCCAUGGCCCAUACGCUCGCGACCAUCACGCGUACCCGGUAUCAUGAAUCGUUCAAAGACGUCAAUGAACUGAUCGGAGCACAGAAGUCCGCCGGCUCGAUUGGCAAGCAGCCGUAUCUUCCGACCCAGGAAUUUGACGAGACCAUGUACGAGGUUUUCCGACGGCUGGAAAAGUGGAGACACGAACGCGUCCCUGGCCAACAGACCCCGUCGCCGUACACAUCUGGAAGCAAGACAAUCCUUUUGUGGCUGGACUCGAUGCUCUCGUCGUACGAAUGUACGCAGCUCCUCAAGUAUUUCCCCGACCCCUUCACCGAGCAGUUCUUGCACAUGAUGGACGUCAAGGAGGAUCCUGAAUUGCAGUCACUGGCGUAUCAUGUAUUCCGACAUUUGCCGAACAUUCCACAUCGCAUUGGAGAGGACCAGAGAUUGAUUGAUUCGUUGAUCCGCAUUGGAAGGACAUCUCCUUCGUGGCACCAACGUCUUCGGGUUAUGAUCAAUAUGCAAAUCGUCUUUUUCAGGCGUCUUUUCUUGUUGUCCGAAGAGAGCAAACAGACGCUUUUCGACUGUGUCGCCGAGAUGCUGGAGGACACACAGCAUGAGGUUCGUGCUGGCGCGGCGACUACCUUGUCUGGAAUGAUUCGUUGCUCGUCUCUCGAGCUGCGUGAGAGAAUGAUCACUCAGCUCCGGGACCGAUUCACGAAGAUGCUCAUCGACAAUCCCCUUCCAAAGAAACCCAAGGGCCAGUUGGCCGGCGUGGCAGGAUUGUCCUCGGCACGAACGUCGGGUAGCAAUACGCCGACCCCUGAAGCUCAACGGCUGGUCGUUGUGCGCCAUGCGGCAGUUCUCGGUCUGGGGGCUUUGAUUCAAGCGUUCCCCUAUUCCAGUCCACCGCCCGCUUGGAUGCCCGAUGUUCUCGUGACCUUGAGCAGUAAAGCCGCGAACGAUCCGGCCACCGUGGGCAACAGUGUCAAGAGCAUCAUCAGUGAUUUCAAAAAGACCCGGCAGGAUACUUGGCAUAUUGAUGUGAAAGCAUUCAAACCAGAACAAAUCGAAGAUCUCUCCGGUGUCUUGUGGAAGAGCUACUUCGCUUAG
This is a messenger RNA of Rhinocladiella mackenziei CBS 650.93, 7401 nucleotides long. RefSeq lists its product as uncharacterized. The transcript is spliced from 7 exons. Gene Ontology annotation, cellular component: nucleus; cytosol. Lineage: Eukaryota; Fungi; Ascomycota; Eurotiomycetes; Chaetothyriales; Herpotrichiellaceae. The record is from RefSeq and is a predicted model, not a curated record. Gene Ontology annotation, biological process: proteasomal ubiquitin-independent protein catabolic process; GPI anchor biosynthetic process. Bases 1 to 7401 code for a protein of 2466 amino acids. Gene Ontology annotation, molecular function: GPI mannosyltransferase activity; proteasome binding; alpha-1,6-mannosyltransferase activity.